CAAGAACCACAACCUCAUAUUUGUAAACUAUGGACGAGUCAUAUGAAUCAAUCAAGGUGUAGCCUGUCAACGGAAAAAGGAAGGCUUAUUGACGACAUCAAUAAUCAAAUCUUGUGAAAACCAUGGACUUCUUCGCUGAAGUGUUGACAAGAGGAUGCGUGCAGAGACAUUUUAAGAUGAUCACAUGUUGAUCUCUAUAGUGGCUAUACCAAGGAGAAGGGUGGUGAAAUUCGAUUUACCACGUUCACCCAUAAUUUUAUUUGACCCCGAAAUAAUUCUUUAAACAUUGACGAUGGAUAUCAUAGAUUCUGCCGAGUUCCCCGGAGUUUUACCCGUGAUCGAGUGUGGUGCUCAUAAGGGUCGACGAGGCAGCACAGGGAUGAUCGACCCGAGCCAACCCUCUCCGCAGGCCCGGGCCCUGGUCAACAACAAGAACAACCUGGCUGACAUGACUCUCAGGAAGACCCUGGCCCAAGUGGAGCGCGAGAAAGUGGCCAGCAUCACGGAGCUGGACCACGAGCGGCUCGAGGUGCUAGACUUCUUACGGAACCUGAAGCGGUGUGAUUCGGACAGGGACCCGACAUAUCUCAAGCUGUUCAAGGAAAUGACCUCGCGUCGCAACGUGACGAUGUCAGCCCUGGCGGGGAUGCGGAAUGACGGAGCAGAAGGUAGGAGGCGUAGCAGGCAGCAAAGGUCAAACUCAACCGAACUGGAACAAAAUGUUGACAAGGAACUCCAAGUGGAGCAGAAAGACUUCACUCAGGAGGAAGACGUCAUCAGGCCGCUGGCGUCUGCUCCUCCGCCCUACCGAACACGUUUCGUGGAUCCAAACGAUGCGGUCAUGACGGAAGUUAUGGAGACUAAAUCAAAACCGAAAAAGAAAGAACCGCUGAGUAAGAGAAUCGAGACAUUUUUCGAGGCGGUGCAGAUGUAUAAAAAGGCCCAGGAAGACGCAGACGAUGACUUUUUCACCGCGUCGCGGAUGGCGCGCAAGUGGACAAUGAUGACGAAAGGGUUGGCGGAAUCCGAGGACGAUGAUGACGAUGACAAUAAUUUGCAUACAAUCUAGAAUUGGGGUUUCCGACAAUCAGAAAUUGGGGAGAUUUCCGGUCGUUUUGUCCAAUCUGGAGUGCUGCAUUUCCACAUGGACAUUUAAAUAAACCAUCAUUGGGUGUUAUUUAUAGGCUUCCUGUCAGUGGACUGACUCUCCUUUCGAAAGGGGUGCGAAGGGCUGGCUAGACCCUAGCGGAGACAUGGAGAACCAUUGAUCGGGAGGCCUAUACCAGGGCCGGGGGACGGGGAGCACUGCAUGUAAAGAGAAUUAUAAGUACAUGCGUUGGUCAACUGGACAUUCCAAACCUCUCUAUCAUGUUUCUACAUAUAAAUGUCUCGACUAUUCUGAUUAUGAUUUUUAACGUUUUCAUUA
This is a messenger RNA of Lineus longissimus, 1426 nucleotides long. RefSeq lists its product as uncharacterized. Bases 293 to 1069 code for a protein of 258 amino acids. Lineage: Eukaryota; Metazoa; Nemertea; Pilidiophora; Heteronemertea; Lineidae. The transcript has 3 exons. The record is from RefSeq and is a predicted model, not a curated record.